Molecule: messenger RNA, 3041 nt
Organism: Orussus abietinus
Lineage: Eukaryota; Metazoa; Arthropoda; Insecta; Hymenoptera; Orussidae
Product: WD repeat-containing protein CG11141
Exons: 10
Coding region: 168-2402 (744 amino acids)
Molecular function (GO): protein binding
Source: RefSeq, a predicted model, not a curated record
UUACUAAACAUAUAUACCCGAACAUACCCGAAACUCCGGAGAUAAGAUUCCUGACGAAAAAUCAAAAAACCGUAAAUGCAAUGUUUAAUGAUUUUCUAUUUAAGAAAGAUCAUGGACGGUAGAUUCAAUAGUACUGAUACUCACUGAGGUUACCAGAUUCGAUAGGAAUGUCUUCUCCUAUGUGCGAGGAUGGUGGACCGUUACGAGAGUGGGCCCCACUGACAAUGCUCCUUCAAAAUAUACCCUCUAAAAUCCAAAAUGGCAUUUUUACGCAAGAUAUUAAUUUUACUUGCAUAGAUGCAAUAGCAGAAUUUAUUGCCAUUGGUACAAAUCAUGGUUUGGUUUACUGGUAUAGUCGAGAGAAGGGAGAUUUACAAAAGCUGCGAUGUGAGAAUUUUAACUCGGCUAUUACGUGCAUAAGAUUAAUAUCAACUGUAGAUUACAUGGUUGCAGCCGGUAACGAUCAAGGUGUUGUCACAGUUUUUCAAAUUCCAAAAACUAUACCUGAUUCAUUACCUGAUAGUCUAAAACCUAAGCAAAAGAAACAGGUUGAGCGAUAUAACAUAGCAGAUUUGCAUAAAAGUGCUGUAACUUGUGUUGAGUGGUCAAAAAAUGGAAUGAAACUUUUUAGUGGAGAUCAGGAUGGCUUAGUAGUAAUAACAGAAAUUGAUUUUUAUAUGCAUUUAUCAAAAUCAACAGAAUUACUAAAUGAGAAGUAUUCAGUUGUUCAACUAAGUUAUCAUCAAGGCUCACUUUUGGUUUCAACCAUAUUUAGAACGAUUGUGGUAAACAUAAAUCAAAAUGGAAAGGUUUCACAAGUUGGUCAGAAGGAAAGGAAAACACUAGGAAAAUUAGGAGCUGUUUUUGCCUGUCGUCAAAGUCGUGUUCAAGAAACAGUGAUUUACGCUAGCAGACCAGGUUUGAGACUAUGGGAAGCAGAUAAAUCAGGCAUUGUCCUAAAGACAUUAAUUUUUAAAGAUGCUAUUCGAUGUGGGUAUACCGAAGUGGAGUUGUUAAAUCCAACACCAGAGAGUGCAAAGAAAAAUAGAGAAGAACCAACGUUUGGUGUCAUGUUGCCGUUUUGUGAUGACUUACUUGUAACCUAUAGCAAUGAUAUAAUAUAUGUAAUUAAUCCAACUACUAUUGCCAUAACAUCCGAAAUCGCAGACUUACGACACAUCAUUGACGUCGCUUGUACAAAGGAUGAAAUAUUUAUAUUAGAAGGAGAAAGAAAUAUUAUUCGAAUUGCAUAUUAUCCUGAAACAAAUACUUUCACAUCUGAUAUGGACAGGAUUACUGAAUCCUUAGGAUCAAUUGCUGGAAUUAGUAACCCUGUUACUGGAAUAUUAGAAUUCACAUCGAAGUUAAAGAAAAGUGCUAUUGUGCCAGCAAUUCCAUUCCACAAAAUAAACCCUACCAAUAUUAUUCAGUCAAUAAGUGCUUUACCAACUGUAGCUAUUGGCACUGAUACAACAGUGGUGAAUGCAGAAGAAGCUACAGAAAUUCCACCCAUAGUUCCAUUAAACAUUACUACUUCCUUAAGGACCGAUGUUGAUACAGUAUCAGGAUAUGAUCUAAGUACGCACAAUGGCAAACAUAACGAACAGGAAGGACACGUCGACCGUAGGCAUAUUUUUCAAGAAAUUGGACAACAAGAAUUUGAAGAUGUCGUUUUUACCCCAGAACGAAAGAGCAAAAAGUCAGGAAAUAAAAAUCAAAAUAGAACUGAAAGUAAUUUAUUGCCCAUGAAUAAUGACACAAGUCAAGAUUGCGUUGACGGCCCUAACGCCAAUGAUAACGAAUCAAAGACAACUUAUUCUUCUUUGCUAACACUAAGCGCAAAUAAUGACAUAAUGCUACAGUCAGGUCAUAGGGAUUUGGAGACAAUGAAAAAAGACGUUGAAGAUAAGGAAAAGUUACUUGCAGCAGUUCUCAAUUUUGACUUAUCAGAAUAUAUGACUAGCAAUCGGAUAUAUUCCACUGAUUCGAGUGCAUCUAAUUGUAUCAACACAAUUCCCUAUGUUGGUUGCAAUACACAUUUAGAGAUGAUGACCAAAACGAUUAAUGAGAUGCUCGAGGAAGAAAGAACUGAACAAAGUGAACAUACUGACGUGGAAUCCUUGGAGGAUGAUGAAGAAAGUUACAGAACCGAGCUGAACAAAUUGGAAAGCUUAGGAGAGUGUAGUAGGGAAUUAUUGUCAAGGAAAUUAUGUGAAUCGAAAACUGUCAAUUGUUAUAAUGGAGAUUCUGGUAUAGACAGCAAUAACAGUGUCGAUUUGGGGUUUGAACCAAGUCUUAACGGGAAUCAACGACACACCGAACUGGACCUUCCUCCAACUGUUCUUUCACAGGGAUUCGUGACAUCAGGUACCAUUAUCGAAGAGGGCUGGGUUCUGCUAUAAUCGCAUUGUCCAAACCGUUUAAAAAUCAGUGCAAUAUAAUUUUAACGCGAUUAUACUAAGAGUAAAUUUAGUUUUAGAAACACUUGCAACGAUUCUAUUUUCUUUUUGUUAAUGAAUUAUUAUAUUUAUGCCAGCCCAUAAAUAAGUGGGGAUUGUUACAGGAAUAUCUUGAAUUUGUGGUGACCGGUUCAUCCGAUGAUACAAAUUUUUUUUUAAACGUGACUAAUCUGAUUCAACUUACAUAUGUAAUUAUAAAUGUGAUAACCGUCUUUUUCAUAUAUUUAUUACCAAGAUUAUCUAGGUGCAUAUUUCUGGAAUUUGAUUAUGUUUAUAGUGUAAUUAAGUCAAAUGUAUUUAUCAAUUAAGCUUCACAAGAGAAUUACUUUAAAAAAUUAAGUUUAAAAUAAGUGACCAAAUUACAUUUGUAAUGCAUGUUUUAUUAAGAACAAAAUAUUUAAUAAGACCUUUACGUUUGAUUUGUACAUUAUAACGAUUCAAAGAAUAUGUUGCAUUGUAUUCAAACUCACUAAUCACUGACAGAAAAAUGCUGAGCAUUACCACGAUGCAUUAGUAAGCAAUGGAAAUAAUAGUGUUAUUUCAAUUUGCUUCAACUGUAAAUAAAGGACAGGUGGAGAUAUA